Hemibagrus wyckioides is the source of this 632-nucleotide messenger RNA. RefSeq names its product RNA polymerase II subunit D (gene polr2d). The coding region runs from base 71 to 496 and encodes 141 amino acids. Gene Ontology annotation, molecular function: translation initiation factor binding; nucleotide binding. Gene Ontology annotation, biological process: nuclear-transcribed mRNA catabolic process, deadenylation-dependent decay; positive regulation of translational initiation; mRNA export from nucleus in response to heat stress. The record is from RefSeq and is a predicted model, not a curated record. The transcript has 4 exons. Lineage: Eukaryota; Metazoa; Chordata; Actinopteri; Siluriformes; Bagridae. Gene Ontology annotation, cellular component: P-body; RNA polymerase II, core complex.
GUGUUGGUUUAAGUCUUACAGCUGGAAAAGUAAUCAGAGCUCAGAUAAAGGGUGAGAGUAAACACUCAUUAUGGCGGCUUCAGCAGCAUCGGGCGUGGGAGAUAUCGAAGAAGACGCCUCGCAGCUGUCUUUCCCCAAAGAGUUUGAGAACGCCGAGACUCUCCUGAACUCUGAGGUCCACAUGCUGCUGGAGCAUCGGAAACAGCAGAACGAGAGCGCUGAAGAUGAGCAGGAGCUCUCGGAGGUCUUCAUGAAGACGCUGAACUAUACCGCCCGCUUCAGCCGCUUCAAGAACCGCGAGACCAUCGCCAGCGUCCGCAGUUUGCUCUUGCAGAAGAAGCUACAUAAAUUUGAGCUGGCCAGUUUGGCCAAUCUGUGUCCAGAAGCUGCAGAAGAAGCCAAAGCACUCAUUCCCAGCUUGGAAGGUCGAUUCGAGGAUGAAGAGCUGCAGCAGAUUCUGGAUGAUAUUCAGACCAAAAGAAGCUUUCAGUAUUGAUUUCUUCUCCAUGAUGAUGUACAGACAAAGCUUUUCCCCUGUUCCUCUGCAUUGCUGAUAAUGGACUGACUCCAUUCUCCAUUCAUUGUAGAUGCAUUGUGUAUUACUCUAAAUAAUAAAUCUGAUGUGUUUGUAA